GGCGGCCGCGGGGCUGGGCGCGCCCAAGUCGCCGCUUGGUCCCAGCCGGCGGGCGAAGGCGGCCCCUCACCGGACGCCCCGCCUCCGACUCCCGUUACACUCGGGGGAAGGUGUUCCAGAGGCCGCUCCCAUCCUCACCCCGCCUCCCGCUUCCCCGGCGCUAGCCUCGGCCGGCGGAGCCCACUAUGCCAGACAGUUUCGACACUUUGCAAAGACAAAGAGCCCUAGAUCGGAGGGAAGAGAGAGGAGGAGACAGAAGAGGAGGUAGAGGAGGACCCGGAGGUGCGCGCUGGUCCGGACUUGACUUUGAUGAACUGAAAAUGCCAUCUAGAAGUUACUGGCACCUCCCCGGGCUGUGCUGAGCUAGGUUCAGAGCUGUGGAGCCAGAGGUCGACAGUGGCCCAGUCUCCUGAGAUGAAGAAACUGGGGCUCAGAGAGGUUAAGGAACUGCUGACGCGGCACAGCAGAUGUUCAUCAACCUCUGUACCUUCUUGGAGAUGUCCUCUAAGUUACCAUCCCUGGUGACAGCCUGGGAAACACAACACUCUAAUUAAGGACUGUCCUGAGCCAUACUUUCUGGAGGAGGGCGGCCAAGCAGCCACCCCACAACCUGCACCAAGACCCUUCUCCCGGUCCUCCAGGGGAGCACUCAGGCUGGGGAUUAAACCUUGAUCCCUUUUGCACGAGGGAGAGCAUUGCUCUUCCAAGGCCACAUUUUUGCUUUGCUUGAGGUUGAGAAAAAGGCGGACCGCUCCCGUUUACCAAACUGGAAGACAGCAUAAGCAAGAUCGCAUCUCAUAGACCACACUCAUGCGCUACACAGAGAUAUCCAGAGCACAGACCUAGACGCGUCUCCAACAGGCGGGUUUCGCCCUGGCCGCCUCAGAGGCCUCCCCUUCCUGCUAGCUGCUCCUUUGUCUCUGGGACCUAUCUGCUCAGCUCUGUGCACUCUCUCUCCUCUCUGCCACCGUCCUGGUGACACACAGAGGACCCAGCAAAGGGUUGAGAUGAUGAACACGAGGAAGAGGACCCUCAAGUGUCUCACCUUCUCCCUGUUUCUCGUCUUCCUCACGUCCUGCGUCUUGAACUACUCAAGCACCGGAGGGCCCACUGCCUGGUUCUCCAAGCAGAUGGUCCUGGGGUUCUCGGACAACUUACGCAGGCUCAUCAAGUCUCAGCCCUGUACCUGCACACACUGUAUCAGCCAGGGCAAGGUCUCGUACUGGUUCGACCAGCGCUUCAACAAGACCAUGCAGCCGCUGCUGACGGCCCACAAUGCCCUGAUGGAAGACGACACCUACCAGUGGUGGCUGAGGCUCCAGCGGGAGAGGAAACCUAACAACCUGAGUGACACCAUCAAGGAACUGUUUCGUGUGGUGCCCGGGAAUGUGGACCCUGUGCUGAACAAGAGGUUGGGAGGUUGCCGACGCUGCGCCGUCGUGGGAAACUCCGGGAACCUGAAGGACUCCUCCUAUGGGCCCGAGAUUGAUAGCCACGACUUCGUGGUGAGGAUGAACAGGGCACCCACAGUGGGCUUUGAGGCAGAUGUUGGGAGCAGGACCACCCACCACCUCAUGUAUCCUGAGAGCUUCCGGGAGCUGGGAGAGAAUGUCAGCAUGAUCCUGGUCCCUUUCAAGACCACCGACCUGCAGUGGGUGGUCAGUGCCACUACCACAGGCACCAUCACUCACACCUACGUCCCCGUACCCCCGAAGAUCAAAGUGAAACAAGACAAGAUCCUGAUCUACCACCCAGCCUUCAUCAAGUAUGUCUUUGACAGCUGGCUUCAGGGCCAUGGGCGGUACCCAUCAACGGGCAUCCUCUCCGUUAUCUUCUCCAUUCAUGUCUGUGAUGAGGUGGACCUGUAUGGCUUCGGGGCAGACAGCAAAGGGAAUUGGCACCACUACUGGGAAAACAACCCAUCUGCGGGCGCAUUCCGAAAGACUGGAGUACAUGAUGCCGACUUCGAGUACAAUGUCACAACCACCCUGGCAGCCAUCAACAAAAUUCGCAUCUUCAAGGGGAGAUGAUGCUGCGAUUGGUUAAGGACGGACACGGCGCACUUCACCUCUCAACUUGCAGCCGCAGCAUCUCACUGGAGCCAUUUUGUUCCAGAAGCUUCCAGGGCUGAACUCGGGGUGUUCCCCGGCUUGCCGGCAGCCUCUUGUGCCCUCAUUUUGGUAGCAUUCAUUUGGCAAAGCUGUCCAACUCUCCCAGGGCACCGAGCAAGUCUCAGACCUCUCGAAGGAGGGAACACUUCCUUGCUGCUGUCCCCUAGCUGGGGGAAAGUGGGAAGAUACUGGGAAAGGUCUAACCUCUGAAUAAUGACAGUUAUAUUUUGAUUUCUGGGGUGGGGGUGGCAUGGGGAAAAUAAAUCCUGAAGAUUCCUAUGUUAAGAAAAGGUUGGCAUUUCCUGGAAAUCAUUUGGGGGCUGCCACUGAACUGUGAACCUCAUGCUCAAACUCAGACUCUGGCUGGGAUGUUUGUGACAGUUGAGACAGAGCAGAGCCACACUGGACUACACCAGCACAGGGGCAAGAUGCUGUUCUCCUUCGCAUGAGGCCUGGCCUGUCACUCGACAUGACAUCCCCGUUGUCUCUUUCUUCCCAAAGCUCACUGAUGGUGGCGGGCAAAGCUUCUGAUUGCAGAGCUCUCCUACAGAAACCCAGCCACAGGAGGGAAGCCCUCCUCACCAUCCUGUGUGAUUCCCCUCCACGGUGAUACGGAUGGCCAGAGCAAGUCUGACUACUUCCAUGUGCCUUUGAACUUGAGGAAGGAAUGCAUGCUUUGACUGACAUGAAGCAAAAUCCCCAACUGGAAAAAAAAAGGGGGGGCUGCACCAGUGUCAGAAUCUCUUUUGAGAUGACACUCUGCAUCACUCAGACUGAGCCAGGCAGGGGACGGGUGCUCACUUCUGUUUCCUCAGACCGUUGGGUUCGGGGCCACUAAACAACCAGCAUCUUCCCCGGAGUCCUGAACACUGGGCUAAGUCCCUAGCAGCCACCUUCCUGGAGUCCUUGGGGGUCGCAAUGGGGACAUCGUAGGACCACGACUGAAAUGCAUGUGCCCUUUCUCGCUCUUGUCCGUCCUUCCCUCCUCCUUUUAUAGACUUGCUGUUAUUUAUUGAUUGGUUAAUUCAGCUGACCCUGUCUGCACACUCUUCCCCAUCACUGCUCGCGAGGUUUUUGUUGCCUUGCUUGGCAAGUGGGAGCAGAAAGGGGAGGGAAGCCCCUGAGCUUCCUGGGUGUGUGUGUGUGUGUGUGUGUGUGUGUGUGUGUGUGUGUGUGUGUGUGUGCGCGCGCGUGCGCUCGCGUUGAGACAGCUGGGCAGGGGCUUUCUGGUGGGCAGAACUGUGACUGAUGAUCUUUUGUACAGCCCAUGUCACCUCCUUUUCUGGUACAGCUGGCCUGCCAUCUUCCUCAUGCAGAGGGGACUCACUCAGCCUGGGACGCCUCCCACCUCACUGAUGACUCCUUGGCUCCUUGGUGAGGGAAUUGAGACAGGGGUGAAUGUGCACCGGGCAGUAACUGUCACCUCCUUGCAGAUGUUCACUAAGAGAAACCUCUGUUUGUGUUAAAAACAUCCCCUAAAGACCACAGCAGCUUCAUCAAGGCAGAAUAUGAAGGAGGUAUCUUGGGGGUUUCAAGGUCUUCCCCUGUUCAGGUUGCCCUCUGCAAUAAGAACUCAGCGGCCUCAAUGAGGAGCCACACACAGCUUUGGGCCAUUCACUGGGCAUCACCAAAGAGCAGACACCAAGACUGCCAUUUUCCAGGAGUCUGUCCUGUGAGUGGCUUUGCCGUAGCUUUUGUUCAGUUCUAGCAUCCAAGCUUUUAAUGGAGGAACCAUGAUGUUCCACUUUUAAAAAUCUUUCUGAUGUAAGACCCUGGGCUGAAAAGGCUGAGCUCUUGUGGGGGUCCUUGCUCUGGAGAGGCUUCCUCAAGGGUCCGGGUGUGAGGCAUUCGGUAGAUUUUGUUUGUGCACUUUUGGGUCAAUCCCUUGGACAAAUCAGAAUUAGUGGAUGCCGGCGUCGGGUGACAGCUCAGGUGUACGGUUCUACUGAACAAGAGCAAGUGUCUGCAGUGACAGCGUAACCAUUUCUAGCUGAGCACAGCUCAGCAAGCUCCUCCUCUCACUCUCCUCCCUCCCUCCAGCCAAGGAGCCAUCAUUUCCCUUUCCCAUAACACUCAGCCGUCUCCUGUGUCUCACUGGGUUAUCAGUGGGCUCUUAACUGGAGAAAACGCAGUCCGCCAUGGCCAGAAUUAAGUGCACCAAUUAGUUUAAGGUAAUUGGAGCUUUCCUUGGGGUGUGGGUGGCUGAGAACAGGAAGGGCCUUCCUUUCCCAACAAGCCUGGGCUGGCUGCUGUGCACAGAGCUGACUGAGAAGCUGCUAAGUCCAGGGGAACCCAGAGGAGUCUCAGCGGCACCCCAGACUACUAGCCUGCAGUGACUGGUGUUUCUCAUGCCAGUAGCUGCCCCUGCCCUCAGACUCUUAGGGGAGAGAGAAGCCUUUAGCUCCCAAAAGAGACAAGCCAGGGAAGAAAAUCCUGACACUGAUGCCUUAGGUUGGCUUUUGGGCAUCAGGAAACAUCCAGUAAACCAUAUGUUUACUGAGCUAGUGGAACAGACCCUAGGAAGUACAGGACAGGAUGGCUAGAAUAAGGAGGCCAGGAACUAGCUGGGGCUGUGGAAGUCUGGAGAUGGCUUUAAGGAAAAGGGUACAGAGGGUGCUGCAGUCUCCACUGUGGCCACUUGGGGCUGCUAGAGGCCCAUGGCACCUCCUGGGAAAAGGACCUCCCUGUCAAAUGUGGGGAUCACAGUGGAUGAUUGAGAACACAGAGGCUGGCUUUACCUGUGCCCUUCAAAGUAGCCACCACUGUGCAUGACGGGAGAGGACCUGGGUGCCCACUUCCCGCCAGAGUGACAGCUGCAUGGGCGCAGGAAUUGGCAGCUGGAGACACGGGUUUCAUCGUAGUCACCCGAGGUGCGGAAGAUGUGGCCUCAGCUGCUCAGCCACCAUAGCCUGGCUACCAAUUAUGAGAUAACAUCAGCUUUCCCCUUGGUUGUCACCCUCUCUUGCGCCCUAGAUGCUACCUAGCACGUGUAAGAAACAGGAGGGUGACGAGAGAAGUCAGAGACUUAGCAGAGCGGCCUUCAGCCCCAGAUUGUAGUAGCUGCGUCAUUAACCCAACAGCGUGCAGCCUCAGCCAGGCCCAGCCUCCAGCUUCCACUUGAUGACCUCCUUCCAUGGAGGGGAGGACCCUAUGUUCACUCCUCCAGGCUCUCGCUCACUUAGCUUCUAGCUUGGCUCCUCCUACCCAGGGUCUGCCUCCAGGGCACUAGCUGUAACUCUUUCUCCAGAGCCUCCUCUGGAUCUUGCUUGCCCUUCUAGGUGGACAUGGGUCCCUCCUGCACCCCCAGACCCCUGCACAAUCAGGUUAGCCCUUUGCCAAGGCCCCUGCAGAGCCAAAGUUUUCCAAGCACUUUCCCUCCCGAGAGCUUUUCCUUCCUUGCUUCCCGUGGCCCAGUGUCACCCACUUACACUUUGUUUUUCUCGUGCCUGGCCCAUCUCGUAGUCCUCCUGAUUGGUGUGAAUGCAGAGCCAAUGAUGUUAGCGAGUCUGCCUCCCUAGGCCCCUGCUUUGUUUUAUUUAUUGUUGAGUAUUCCCCCAAUGAUCCGAAUCAAAGUGAAUAAAAAGAGCUAUUUUAUUGUU
This is a messenger RNA of Phodopus roborovskii (desert hamster), 5710 nucleotides long. RefSeq names its product ST3 beta-galactoside alpha-2,3-sialyltransferase 1 (gene St3gal1). The transcript is spliced from 9 exons. NCBI's taxonomy places the organism in Eukaryota, Metazoa, Chordata, Mammalia, Rodentia, Cricetidae. Bases 1008 to 2030 code for a protein of 340 amino acids. The record is from RefSeq and is a predicted model, not a curated record. Gene Ontology annotation, molecular function: beta-galactoside (CMP) alpha-2,3-sialyltransferase activity.